AUGUCAACAGAUCAAGAGCAACUCGGCGACACCAAGGUCUCAAAUGGCGAUCAAGCUCCAUCCUCUCCUUCUCCAACCAGUGACCCCAUCACUGUCCAGGUGGGCGAGCAUCGCUUCGUCGCCUUCCGCUCUACCUUGACUGGCGAAAGCCCUUAUUUCCAGAGACUGCUUUCGACACAAUGGGAGCGACGACAGGCAGAUGGGUCUUACUUCGUGGAUGCCGACGGAUCUCUCUUCACCUACGUUCUCCGCUACCUUCGAUCAGGAGCCCUCCCAUUGUUCUACACCAGCCUCACCGGACAUGAUUACAGCAUGUAUCAGGCGCUGCUGGCAGAGGCUCAAUAUUUCCAGAUUGCACAGCUGACGGCCUGGCUGAGGAACAAAACAUACGAAAAGGCGGUGAUGCUCGAAUACAGGGCCGAAUUGUUCGAGGGAGCUCGAGAGCUGACCAAAUCAUGCUCCUCGGACGUGCAAAUGGAGUACAAGACCGCCUGGUUGACCAAAAAGGUCUAUGUCUGCCCCCGGGACAUCGUCGGACAUGAAGACCCCGGUGCUUGCGGCAGGUUGUGCAAGAGAGCCAAGGAUUAUGAGGAGGAUAAGUUCGUUGAGGAGGACGUACUGAAAACCGUGGUUGUCUCGAAGAAGACUGUAUUCGAAGCUGAACUGUGUCUUCCGCAUUGA
Messenger RNA from Cladophialophora yegresii CBS 114405, 681 nucleotides. RefSeq lists its product as uncharacterized. Lineage: Eukaryota; Fungi; Ascomycota; Eurotiomycetes; Chaetothyriales; Herpotrichiellaceae. Gene Ontology annotation, molecular function: protein binding. The record is from RefSeq and is a predicted model, not a curated record. The transcript has a single exon. Gene Ontology annotation, biological process: protein homooligomerization. Bases 1 to 681 code for a protein of 226 amino acids.